GGAACUUGGCACAAGGGUCCAGGGUCCUUUGUUUCUUCCUUCCUCCCAGCGGCACCUCUCAUGUAGUCUUGGGGAAGCCUCUUACUUGGUGAAGAAAGAGAUCAGGGACAAGAAGGAGGUGCUGAGAAAGUUCCAUGAAACUCAGAAGUCACCGCCUGCAUAUCAAACCCGAAUAACCAGGAGAGAUGUAACCUGGGCACAUGUUCAGCGGUUUCCCUGCUGCCCACACUGCAGGUUUUUCAGGUCCUUGCUUGAGCGUGCAUUCACGGGCGUAAAUAAGCGUGCCAUCAACAGCCUGCGUCAGCCAAGCCAGCUAUUUAAGCGGGCUAGCAUCAGCAAACUCUGCUUCCCAACCCAGGGUUGCCUUUGCCACCUCCACCCGCGCCGCGACUAUGUCGGCGGAGACCGCGAGCGGCCCCACCGAGGACCAGGUGGAGAUUCUGGAGUACAACUUCAGCAAGGUCAACAAGCACCCGGACCCCACCACGCUGUGCCUCAUCGCGGCCGAGGCCGGCCUUUCCGAGGAGGAGACCCAGAAAUGGUUUAAGCAGCGUCUGGCUCAGUGGCGGCAGUCGGAAGGCCUCCCCUCAGAGUGCAGAUCCGUGACAGACUGAGGAGAUGGUGGGCUGGUGCCAGGAGCUUCCCUCCAUGAAGACCAUGCACCGUUUCUCUCAGCUUAACCAUCCUUUUUGUUUUUUCAGCAUAGUGCUAUGUGUUUCAUUGUUAGCUGUCCUGCUAUUUAACACGAUGUUGUAUUUUUUAAAUGUAUAUAACUAGGAAAGAAAAUAACUAUAGGAAGCUGUAUGUAGCUUCUGUGUAAAGCCGUGGCUGGGCUGAAAAGUGGCGGGGCUUGCAUUUCCUUUCGGGUCUUGAUGAUAGAUGGUAUGAAAAUCAUCGAAGUAUGCUUUUGACCAUCAUCUCCCCGUACGAGUUUAUUUUUACCAUCCAUUUCAGAGUAGGUAAGGCCUCCGUUGAAAAGAUGACAUGACCAAGAGGGGGAAGCAUUUCCUUCUGGUUCUAAUUCCCUAAGUUGUUUUCCUUAUGUUGCAUUUAAUACAUGGAGAUUGAGAAUACAGAGGGAUAUUUGAGUCAUUCAGAUUUCAUAAAGCAGUUCCUUGGAUUAUAGCUGCAUUAACUUGGAAAGAACCCAGUUAGGCUGGAAGACAGAAACUCCAACGGGCAGAAAAUCAAGUAACCGAGGGGGGAAAAUAAAAUCCACAGGAGUAUUGAAUUUACCUUACUUAAAUGUAUUUGUUAAAUUUAUUUUACUAAACAAAAUGAACUGCUUUUUGUCUCUGAAAUGAUACUCUAAAUAAAAACCUCUUUGUUGAAAAUGCA
Canis lupus familiaris (dog) is the source of this 1338-nucleotide messenger RNA. RefSeq names its product HOP homeobox (gene HOPX). Gene Ontology annotation, molecular function: DNA binding. Bases 393 to 614 code for a protein of 73 amino acids. Gene Ontology annotation, cellular component: nucleus. The record is from RefSeq and is a predicted model, not a curated record. Lineage: Eukaryota; Metazoa; Chordata; Mammalia; Carnivora; Canidae. The transcript is spliced from 3 exons. Gene Ontology annotation, biological process: regulation of transcription by RNA polymerase II; cell differentiation.